AUGUCUUCUUCGAACGUCAACCACCUUUCUCAGCCUUGCAUUUAUGGACAUGUUGUUUCUUCACACGCAGACCGCAAGUCGAGGUUUAUGAAAUGGCUGAGUAGGCUUUUCAAGAGUGGGGCCAGCAACAGGCAUGCUGAUACUGGUGGACAGCAACCUCAGUCUUUCGGCGAUGAAAAUACUGUUUGGCGUGCUCCUGUUAGAUCCUUGGAUGACCGAUCUCGAGCCAAUAAAGAAAAGGAGGAAUUAGAUCGUGCAAUUGCACUUUCUUUGGCUGAGGAUUUAAAGAAACCAAAUGGAUACAAAUGGAGAACAGACAAUGAUGAACACAAUAAUGGUUUCAAUUCAGCACCUUAUCCUUCGUAUGCCCCUUCUGAUUAUUAUCAUAUGAGCUAUAGAAUAUGUGGCGGCUGUAAACGAGAAAUUGUGUAUGGGAAUUAUUUGGGGUGCAUGGGCACGUUCUACCACCCAGAUUGCUUUCGAUGCUGUGCAUGUAAUUAUCCUAUUACUGAACACGAGUUCUCUUUGUCAGGAAGAGACACAUAUCAUAAGUCCUGCUUCAAGGAGCUCACUCAUCCCAAAUGUGAAGUCUGUCAUCAGUUUAUCCCUACUAAUGGAGUUGGCUUGAUCGAGUACAGAUGCCACCCUUUUUGGUCUCAAAAGUAUUGCCCUUCACACGAACACGACUCCACUGCUCGAUGUUGCAGUUGUGAACGUCUGGAGUCUUGGAACACAAAAUACAUAUCACUUGGAGAUGGGCGUAAUAUAUGCUUGGAGUGCAUGGAGUCGGCUAUUAUGGAUACCGGAGACUGUCAACCGUUAUACCAUUCCAUCCGAGACUUCUAUGAGGGAAUGAACAUGAGAAUUGAUCAACAGAUACCAAUGCUUCUUGUCGAGAGGCACGCCCUUAACGAGGCUAUUGAAGGGGAGAAACAUGGCUUUCAUCACAUGCCUGAGACGAGAGGUUUAUGCCUGUCCGAAGAGCAGACUGUUACUAGUGUUCUGAAAAGGCCAAGAAUGGAGCGUGCUGGACUGGUAGGAAUUAGGACACAACCUCAAAAACUGAUCCGUAAGUGUGAGGUUACAGCCAUUCUGGUUUUGUAUGGUCUCCCCAGGUUGCUCACUGGCUCGAUCCUCGCACAUGAGUUGAUGCAUGGAUGGUUACGUCUUAACGGGUACCGAAAUCUCGCACCCGAGGUAGAGGAAGGCAUUUGUCAGGUACUCUCUCACAUGUGGCUCGAGUCUGAAGUAAUACCCGAGACAAGAAACUUGCCAUCCACAUCCAAACCAUCAUCAUCAUCAUCAUCAUCUGUUUGGUCAUCGUCCAAGAAAGGCGGCAGGUCGAGUGUCGAAAACAAGCUGGGCGAGUUCUUCAUGCAUCAGAUAGCACACGAUGCUUCCCCUGCUUAUGGAGGAGGUUAUAGAACUGCCAUGUCAGCAGUUAACAAGUUUGGCCUACGCCGUACUUUGGAUCACAUCCAAUAUACGGGGCAGUUUCCCGUGUAA
Molecule: messenger RNA, 1506 nt
Organism: Striga hermonthica
Lineage: Eukaryota; Viridiplantae; Streptophyta; Magnoliopsida; Lamiales; Orobanchaceae
Source: the annotation of a GenBank genome assembly